Messenger RNA from Budorcas taxicolor (takin), 1911 nucleotides. RefSeq names its product brain enriched myelin associated protein 1 (gene BCAS1). The transcript has 12 exons. Gene Ontology annotation, biological process: myelination. Bases 1 to 1845 code for a protein of 614 amino acids. The record is from RefSeq and is a predicted model, not a curated record. Lineage: Eukaryota; Metazoa; Chordata; Mammalia; Artiodactyla; Bovidae.
AUGGGUAACCAAAUGAGUGUUCCCCGAAGAGUUGAAGACCAAGAGAAUGACCCGGAAGCAGACACUCACAAGGUCACAUCUGGGGAUGCGUGUGGUCAAAACGGCCUGCCGGCCAUCAUAUCCGGCCGCACCGUUCAACUCUACGAUGAAGUCGAUCUGGGAGUCAGCAUCCAGGAGGAUAAUGUGGCCGCUUCUUCCCCCGAGACAAUGGAGACCAGCGCGGCUGCAGAGGCCAACGGGGAGAGUCUUGGGAAGGAGGCCAAACCCCAGGCACCAGCUGCUAAAUCUCGCUUUUUCUUGACGCUCUCUCGGCCUGUACCAGGGCGUACCGGAGACCAAGCCACGGAUUCAUCCAGUAGGUCCGUGAGGCUUGAUGUCAGCUCCGAUAAAGCUCCAGGAAACAAAGACUCGAGUGAGCCCAUGGCCCUUCCGGUGGCAGCUGCACCCGGGCAUGGCCCGGAUAAAACCCCCGGGCAGACCCCGGCCCAGGCGGAGGGCCUCCCUGCCACCCCUGGGCCGGAGCACCCUCCGUCUGAGUCCGGGGCAGCAGCCCCCGCCAAGCCCAAGGACUCCAGCUUCUUUGACAAACUCUUCAAGCUGGACAAGGGACGGGACAGAGCCCCCGUGGACCUCCCGCAGGAGGCUGAGAGCACAGAGCACCCUCACUCAGCCGCCAAAACUCCUGGGUUACCCACGCAGUCCGAGGAUGGCCCUGCAGAGAGGGACUUAGUUGACGGCAAGGGAAAGGGAGGACAGGAAGUCCCAACUGUGAGCCGCUCCGUCCCCGGGGACCCUGAGCAACUGGAGAUUGCAAAGGAGGACACCCAGGCAGAGAACAGUUCCAUCAUGAGCUUCUUUAAAACCCUGGUUUCGCCUAACAAAGCUGAAACAAAAAAAGAUACGGAAGACACGGCAUCUAAGGGAGAAAGUGUCUCUGAUGGACAAGCCGGGCAGAAGACAUCCGAGGUCCAGGCUAAAGGCGCCAAGAAAAAGCACCUGCAUAGCCCCAGGCUAGGACUCGCCUUCAGAAAAUUCUUUAGGCAUAAGGGAGAGGAAAAGUCAGCCGCCUCUUCAGCCAACCUCAAGUUAGACAAAGCCAACAUUACGCUCCAGGAGCCCCAGGGGGCCGCCAAGAAUUCUACACCCACUGAAACAGCAAAGGAUGGUGCCAAGGAAAAAGGGGGCCCCAGCUCUCUGCCUCUGGGCAAACUGUUCUGGAAAAAGUCAGUUAAAGAGGAUUCAGUCCCCACAGGUGCAGAGGAGAAUGUGGUGUGUGAAUCACCAGUAGAGGCUGUAAAGUCCGAGGAGGUAGAAUCAGCCUUACAAACAGUGGAUCUCAGCGAGGAAGGACCGCGCACACCUGAGCCUGCAGAAGAAACGCCCAGGAGAGAAGAACGCAAAGCCUCGAGGCCCUCCCUGAUGGCGCUCCUCAGACAGAUGUCAGUGAAAGGGGAUGGAGGGAUCACCCACUCUGAAGAAAUAGAUGGGAAAGACGCCAGCUACCAAACCUCGGACCCCACGGAGAAGGUGGUCGCUCCGCCACAGCCGGAAGCGGCAGCUGCGGGCCAGAAGGGCAAAGAAGGCCCGUCCAAGGGCAAGAAGGCCGCCGCGGAGACCGACAAGCAGAAGGGCGACAAGCAGGAAGCCAAAGAGCUGGCCCCGGGCGUGGAGCCGGCCGCCGCGGAGGCGAACUCGCUGCCGAACGGGGACAAGCCCCAGAAGAGACCCGAGAAGCGGCGGCAGUCCCUCGGGGGCUUCUUCAAGGGCCUGGGACCGAAGCGGAUGCUGGAUGCUCAAGUGCAAACAGACCCCGUGUGCAUCGGGCCAGCGGGCAAAUCCAAGUAAACAAACUUCACGGCUCCCAUCAGGUUCCGCCACCGAGACGUCUCCUCCCGACUCCGUCUCCCCCCA